Molecule: messenger RNA, 2515 nt
Organism: Sitodiplosis mosellana (orange wheat blossom midge)
Lineage: Eukaryota; Metazoa; Arthropoda; Insecta; Diptera; Cecidomyiidae
Exons: 9
Coding region: 1-2415 (804 amino acids)
Molecular function (GO): zinc ion binding
Source: RefSeq, a predicted model, not a curated record
AUGGCAAUUCGAAUUGGUGAGCGUUUUGCAUCAUAUGAUGCUCUGAAGAGAGCAUUAGAUGAUUACGAAAAACAGCAAUUUGCAAAUUAUCCGAUUGUGAAAAGUGAAUUGGAUCCAGAAAAUUUGGAGUUGAAAUACAAAUCGAUUCGUUUCAAGUGUAAAUUUCACGGUGAACAUGUGAAAACAACAGAUCAACGGCAAACGAGCACCUACAAACAAAAAUGUGAAUCGUUUGUCUACGCAACUCAAAUCGAUCGAGAUGGUGAAAUCAUGCUGGAAAUCAAAUCGAUGGGUCAAGUGCACAAUCACGAAAGAAGUAUCGAUCUCUUUCGUCACAUGACGAAACAAAGAAAAGCAGCGGUCGAAGCAAAUAAGGAUCACCUGGAAAAAGUGCUAGCUGUAAAAGCAAAUACCCGUGCCGUACAAAAGCAAGUCAACGAUUCUACCGCAGAAAUUGGUGUAAUUACCGCGAAAGAUAUUCACAAUUUCAAGUAUAGUGUGAAAAAAGUCCCAGUUCACUCAAAUGAUUUGGUUCGUCUUGUUGAUGCUAUGAUUCAAGUGGAAAAUGCAACGGUGAAAGUAAUCAAGGAUGGAAAUGAAUUGGAUUGCGUUUUUUUCCAAGACGCCAGAAUGAAGAAGUUCUUCGACACAUAUCCAGAGGUGGUAAUGUUUGAUGGCACGUACAAACUCAAUGACCGUCGCAUGCCAUUAGUCAUUCUUUUGGUAAUCGACGGCAAUGGUGAAUCACAGAUCGCUGGUUUGUGUGUGGUCCGUUCGGAAAACGACCAAACUUUUCGCAAUCUUUUUGAUGAAUUUAAAAAAGAAAACCCAAAACACACUGACAUCAAAAUCAUCAUGAGUGACAAAGCAUCGGCGAACGCAAGUGCAUUCAAAACGUCAUUUCCAAAUGCCAAACAUCAGUUGUGUGUUUUCCAUGUGCUGCAAAUAUUCAACAGAGAAGUGACGACACGAAUGCGAAAAAUGACUCCAGAUCAAGUGAAAGAGGCGGUGAAUAUUCUACGGAAAAUGGUUUACGCUGAGAGCCAAGCACAGUAUGAUCGGUGCUAUCAACAAUUGACAAACAUGAAUUGUCCGCUUUUGAUGGAGUACUUCAACACAUAUUGGCACGGAAUUCAGGAAAAAUGGGUGGCGCACUAUGUCAAUCAACACGCAAACUACGAGAAUCGUUCAAACAAUCGUCUUGAGUCGGUGAACCAGAAGAUUAAAACGAUUGUCGCCAAAUACAGCUCGUUAGCAUCGUUUUUUGAUGACUUGAUUACUUGCAUUGCUGCAUUCAAUAUUGAGCGCGACCACAAAGCAGCAGAGAGCAUUUUGCGAAAAUCACUCGCAACCAAGAUCAAUACAGAUUAUGACAACAAAUACGCUAAACUGCUGACAAAAUACGCAUUCGACAAAUAUAAACUGCAAUCGAUGAAGUCAACUCAAGUGCAGUUCAGUCGAAUAGGUCUACUCGAUGCCGACUGUAUUCAAGACGGAGUGGACAUUACCGUUUCGGAAGAUGAAUGUUCGUGCAAAUUUUUCCGAACAAUGAAUCUUCCAUGUGCACACAUCAUUGCAUUUUUGAAUCACUACGGAGAAUCGCCUUACAAACCAUCAUUGUGUAGUCAGCAUUGGUUGCGUGAACGAGCUCAAUUCUUGAGCGAAUUUGCUUAUGCAACUUCAAAGUCAACGAAAGCGGACGUGGUGACUGAGGAUACAGCAAAACGCAAGCGAAAUUUGACACCGAACGAAAAAUUCAACAAGGCUUCGAUUGAGACGAAGAAAAUUUGCGAAGUGUUGGCUGAAAAAUCGCAAGAAGAGUUCGAUGAGUGUCUUGAACUGCUGAAGGUUAUUCGACGUGCUGUCGAAAAUAACCAACGACCGAACAUUGUUCUCGCAACAGAACAUCGCCAAGAUAUUGGCACAAAUACAAAUGCGAAUUCAAACGAUAGUGUUCCUUCGAGUUCGGAUCGUUCGUUGGAAGCUGUGAUUCAACGUCGUUCGCAAAUUAUGAACACAGCACCGACAGAAAAUGCUAGCACAGCACAACUAAACGUGCAUCAAAACGAUGACAUAACGAAUGCGAAUGCAAACGAAAGUGAUCCCUCGAAUUCAGACCGUUCAUUGGAAGCAGUGAUGACACAAGACGAUGCAGACGAUGGCACAACUACAAAUGCGAAUGCGAGCGCAAAUCAAAUCGACCGUUCUGCUUCAGCCCCGGAAGUUCCAGUACUUGCAUGUCGACCUGAACAGUUGGAUUCAACAACGACUGAAAAAGUAACAGGAGAUGAAACGACCAGCACAAUCUUUGACAAAAAUGUGCGAAAAGUAAUGCCUGCAAGACGGUCUGAACGAUUGAAAACGAUAACAGAAAGAAAUGCUGACGCCAAAACAAACGUCAUGCCUGCGCGAUGAUCCCGACGCUUGAAUACAUUGGCAACAGUAGAAGCAAAUGCUGAUACCAAUACAAAAGGUGGAAAAAUCCAAAGCCGUCGAAAGACCCUCUCUAUUGAGC